Molecule: messenger RNA, 525 nt
Organism: Venustampulla echinocandica
Lineage: Eukaryota; Fungi; Ascomycota; Leotiomycetes; Helotiales; Pleuroascaceae
Product: Nucleic acid-binding protein
Exons: 3
Coding region: 1-525 (174 amino acids)
Biological process (GO): translation
Cellular component (GO): ribosome; small ribosomal subunit
Molecular function (GO): structural constituent of ribosome
Source: RefSeq, a predicted model, not a curated record
AUGGCCAUGGCGACCUCCAUACUGCGCCGAUUCCUGAUGCCCUCGGUGCGGAUGCCAUGUUCAUCGACAAGCGCAAAAGCUAUAUCUCCCGCCCACCAAUUACGACGAAAUUUCUCUGCCACUCCAACACCAUUCGCGACGUUCAAUCAGGUUAUCAAGGGCUGUCGAAAAGCACAACGCGCCCGUAAAGCCGUGUCCCCCGCGCUCCGCGACGUAAAAGCCCCCGAGCUCAAAGGCGUCUGUUUAAAAGUUGGCAUCACCACCCCCAAGAAACCCAAUUCUGGGCAGAGGAAAACGGCGAGAGUUAGGUUGAGCACGGGACGGGUGAUUACGGCGUAUAUCCCCGGGGAGGGACAUAAUGUGCAGCAACAUUCGGUGGUUUUGGUUAGAGGAGGACGGUCACAGGAUUGCCCCGGUGUGAGAUAUCAUCUGGUUAGAGGGGCUAUGGAUCUGGGUGGUGUUGGAAAUAGGGUUACUAGUCGGUCGAAGUACGGAACGAAGAAGCCCAAGGCUGCUGCGGCUUAG